UCCCCCAGCCAGCGGGAGCGGCGGCGGCGGCGGCGGCGGCGCGGGGCAGCAUGAGGGAGACACUCGUGUGGGUUCUGCCAUGACGACCGUUCCAGUCGCUGAGCUUGGAUGAGGCCAGUGCAUUAUGUACAGUGUAGAAGACCUCCUGAUUUCUCAUGGAUACCAGCUGUCAAGAGAUCUUCCGGCACCACAUGAGGGUCGCCCGCCAGCAAGGGCGAGGGAGAGAGUGGGCCAUGGCUUGCUGAACGGAUGUGAGGAUGCCCCUGCUGCCUUCCUACACAGUAAGGCGUCCCUGGGGACAAGACAUGUGAGUGAUUCUGAAAAUGAGCACCAUGCACUGAGAGCCCGAGGAGAGCCCCAGAGCGCCUCUGCUGCCAGGAUGUCUGAGGAGGGGUUUUAUCAUCAACCCAGGCUGGCGUGGUCCUCUCAGCACCAAAGUGGUCACAACCAUGCCUAUUGGAGAAGAGGACAGGAGGUCGGUGGCUUGCUGACUCCGAGAGACCGAGAAGACCUGGAGGUCAGAGGAGUGACCCAAGCCCAUAGUCUGCCCAUCCACACGAGAGAGGGUUCAUGGGAAGUUGGAGGAAGGACAGAGAAUGUGAUGAAGAAGGUGGUUUGGGAAGAAAAGCUGAGAAUGGGAGGCCCUGACAAGUGGCAGAAUGUAAGCCUGGAAAGCUGGAAUCAGACAAGGAAAUUAGGAAGACAGAUGUCUGAUGGUGAUGGGGAGAAACUGUUUCAAGAUCUGUACCCAUUCAUGCAAGGAGAACAGGUGUUGAAUUCUCAAAGUAAAAGGAAAUCCCAGUCAUUGCCUAGAGUUCUCUCCCCUAAGAGCCUGAGUUGCAUGGAAAUUCCGUUAAGUGACGGGUAUUUACCAGAUGUUUCUAGAAUGCCCUUUUACCCUCCAGAUUGUGCACCAAAUUUGGAAUCCACAAGGAACCCUGAGAAGGGUGGUUCCUCUGUCCCCUUACUGUGGCCAAAAUUUGGGAGACCCCUCAAGCCUCCCUCCUAUGACUCCCACCAACACUCCAGGGCGGGAGUGGAAAACAGCGACCAUCUGGACAGCCAACAGGCAGACCUGAGUGUUUCCUACAGGCAGGAGGUCGGCCUGCCUGACUCUGGUUUGGAGCCUCCAGUGUACGUGCCUCCGCCAUCAUAUAGGUCGCCACCCCAGCACAUCACAAACCCCUAUGGGGAGGAUGUGGCCCCCAGGCAUGUGUAUGAUGGUCGCCAUCAUCCAAUUGUGGAAGCUGCUGCCAGCUUUCAGUUUCCUUCUGGUUCCCUUGGGACUGGAAAUGAGUUCCUGAAACAGCCCCAUUCCAUCACUGCUUACGACGGCUCUGUUCAGUAUAUUCCCUUUGACGAUCCACGGAUCCGACAUAUUAAACUGGCCCAACCCCAGGGUUUCUGUGACAAAACAAAGGUGGAUGAGAAAUUGUACAACUCUGGUCCAGUCUCUGCCCCAGAGCCAGCUCAUGGAAGCAUGCAUCAUGAUGGUGCUGUUUUAAACCCACAGGGCAUCAUGCCUGCAUCAGAGAGAGAGAGAGGCCCUGCCCUUGCCGAUCCCAGCCCCCUGUGGCUAUGGGGCCAGCUCCCCAGGGAUGGAGAAAAUGGUGGCUUUCCUGACCAAAGAGACCACUGUGUUAUGAGAGGACAGUGGCUUGACGUGAGAGACAGCCAACAUGGACAAGCAGAAAGCCAAGCCUCCUCCCCAAACCCACAGGGCGAGAGUACCUGUGAAACCCAAACCAAGCUCAAAAAGUUUGAAACUGGGAUUAAGACCAAGAAAAGUUCAAAGAAAAAAAUGAACGAGACGAUAUUUUGUUUGGUUUCUAUCCCAGUGAAAUCAGAAUCACAUCUGCCAGAUAUAGAUACGAACAACAAUGACUUAAAACAGAGUGCUGAUAAGAAGCAUGGGCUUGAUAAGAGCCCAGCUCUGCAAGAACAAAGUCUGCUGAGCAUGUCUUCCACCGACCUGGAGCUGCAAGCUCUCACAGGAAGCAUGGCUGGGAGAACAGAGUUUGAAAAACAAGAUCUGGGGGAACCAGAAGAAGACAAACAAACAGAUGACCUCAGAUUCAUUCACCCCAUGAAACACAGAGUACUCCAGUAUUCUGGCUCGUGGCCAGGGCACCAGUACAAAGAUCAGCAAACACAAACCACUUUCACGGAAGAAUCCAAAAGCCCGCAGCCCCUCCCUGCUAAGUCAGGAGGGUCACCUAAUGCAGUGCUGACUCCAAAUUUUCUGGACCCUCCUGCCUCCGAAGCUCAGAUGCACAUGACAUUAGCUUCCAGUGACCAGAACCAGAAGCCAAAUGUUCAUCAUCUAAAAGGUCAAGUGUCCCUCAACCCUUCUAGCUACAGUGCUUUUUCAAGGACUUCCCUACUCAUAAAGCAGGCCCCUAUGCCAAAAGUGGGCCAGAGUCAGCCCUGCAUGGAUGACCGUGGACGUGGACCCAGUCCUGUGCCCAGAGGCGAGGUGGUGAAGGGGGCAACCACAGGUCCAUGCAAUAGUCAACAGCUGUUUGGUCAAUUUCUUUUAAAGCCAGUUAGCCGUCGUCCAUGGGAUUUGAUAAGUCAGUUAGAAAGUUUUAAUAAGGAGCUUCAGGAAGAGGAAGAGAGCAGUCAGAGCAGCAGUGGCAGUGAGAGCAGUGAGACAGGAUGGCAGCCAGAAGGCCAUGCUGGCUGCACACUCAGGAAUCUGGGCUUCAGUGGAGAGAGCCAGGAAAGGAGAGGGAAGGAACCGCCAAGGGGGGUGGUGCCGGAGGAGCCUGUGUUUAGGUCGGGAAGAGUUAAGAGUAAGUCUGAGAGUUGGAGUGAGGAGCAGAAGCCUGCCACCUGCCACCAGGGUGCUCGUCCUCAGUGCCUGGGCCCCUUGCAGGUGGAGGACAGCAGAGGUGAAGCGUUGCUGUCAACUCAGGGAAGCUUGAUUACAGAGAGGAGAAACCAGGAGGUCGGGAAAAGAAUAAAGGAGCUAGCAGUCAGCCCAAGUCCUGUGAAAAGAAUAACAUCUAGGUCACGUGACACUGUGUCCUCAUCUGCUUCAGCUGAACUGAGAGAGCCCCAGGAUGGGCAGGAGCUCCCCAGUGCUUUAAAGUCUGUGGAGCCCAGCCAAGCAGCCCCUCCCACGCCCGGUGGUGGGGAGGAGAGGAGCACGGUGGGCCCCCUCUCUCUUGCCAGCAAACCUUUCGGACUCUCGGUACCAGACUUGAGGUCCGUGGGUCUGACUCCAGCACAAGAGUGGAGUGCCAGUAAGUUAGAUGGGUCUUCAGGUGACAAGAGUGCAAUAGAAAUCCCCCCAAAUGAGUCCCUUCAAAUGAGGGCUGCGAGGAUACUGGGCAUCGAGGUGGCCGUGGAGUCCCUGUUGCCGGGCGCCAGGAGAACAGGACAUAACCAGCCUUCCGAGCCUGAUGGCAGUGCGCGAAGGUUGGUGUCCCCAAGGGAGGAACCAGUGUCCAGUACAGCACAGCCGGAUGAGCCCACAGUUUCCAAUGAUGCCUUUUAUGGCAGGAGAAAGUGUGGCUGGACCAAAAGCCCUCUGUUCGUAGGGGAAAGGGACAGUGCCCCGCAGGCUCCAAGGACUUCUGAACACUCUGGUGUGGACAGGGUCGUCCCCAGCAAGGCCACUGACCCAGAGUCUCAGCCCAGUGACCUGGAGUCCUUCAAUCGCAAGGGCAUGGGGACAGAACCACCCUUCAGGUCUACUUUGUUCCAUUUCAUAGAAAGGGCUCCAAGUGUGGCAGGCUCAGAAAAGAGGCUCAGAAGUACUUCCAAAGUGAUUGAAAGUUUACAAGAGAAACUGGCUUCCCCCCCCAGGCGAGCCGACCCUGACCGCUUGAUGAGGAUGAAAGAGGUGAGCUCCAUGUCUCGGAUGAGGCUCCUGAGCUCCCGGAGCACUGACUCUGUGGAGGAUGCUGAGGAACUGAAGGCUGAGAGGGGCCCAGGAGCUCAGCCAAGAGGCCUGGUGUCUCUGACCACUGGGGACCUGGCCCGGAAGGUGGGACAUGCAUUCUCUGUCUCCAAGGGCGCACUCUCACUGCAAGAAAAUGGGCAUCUGGCACCAGGAAGAGAGAAGAACUUGGAUCGGGACUUCUGGUGCCCCGGUGAGGAGUCAGAUUCGUAUGACCCUAGCAGAGUGGAGCGGGUGUGAUGAGAUGCCAGUGAAGUGCACCCACCAUAGUUGCAAAUUGAGUGUUCUGUGAUUUUGUCUAUCAGCCAGCUUGCCCUGGAAACUGCUGGCUGUUAGUGCUCUGUGGUGUCACUCCCACUGCCACCAGGAGACUCGUCAUGCCUUCAGAAUCGCUUUGUGGAAGUAAUGAAGUAGUCCAUUGAAACUAUCUGUUUUUAUAAAUGAAGAGUUAAUACCUGUAUUUAGAAGAGUCACAUGGACUCUCCUGCAUGAUGGAUUUAGCCAAACUGGUAAAAUGUUUGGUGUUAAUCUGCUUCUGUGACAAUUUGAACAUGGAGAAUGGAGUGAAUGAUUUUCGAAAUGACUGUGAAUGCCAUAAAUUCCCUUUCACAUCUCCAGGGCCUGUGGUCCAUGCUCAUGUAAAGGAAUUUGGGACAGCGUUUCUGCACUUUGAGUUUAGGGGAAAUGUGAAUGACUAUAUCUGAUCCAUUUUUAAUCAAUUUGGCCUUCUGCUGCUGGAAGUAACUUCACUUUUAAGUAACUUGCCAUCAGAGACUAAAAGCAAUAUCUUUUUAAGUUCCUAAAAGAUUAAAACUUACUAUAACGUACUAAGAAUAUUAUUUAUCUAGUAAUGAAGUGCUUUACUCGUUUGCAAACAUGCCAUGUCUGCUUUGCACUCGGUAUUAUCUAUUUUUAUUUUCUGUAUGGACGUUUAGAAAUUCUUUAUAUGAAAAAUGAUUGCUGGUUUAAAAUAGACCAUUUUAACAAAGUAACUAUAUUUCUUUUUACAAAAAUGCUAUUUUUCUAUGAUGUAAACAGUUGUUAGGUGGCAGAUUUUUAAGGAAGUUUUAUUUUAUUUAAGAAUCUGUAUCCCUUUGUGUGAGAGGGCCCACAGAGGGCUCACAUCUGCGCUAAAGCACAUAUCCCUCACCCACUCACAACUCGGCUAUUUUUAUUUUAUCUUACAAAGAGAUCUCAAUAUAGACGUUUUACAGGAUUAACUAAACUUUUCACAAAAGUUUUUUUUACAAAUAUAACUAAAAGGUUAUAUGUGAAAAAUAAUCCUCUCAAAACCAGCCAACGUCCACAGUUUUUGCUGCCAUAUCCACUAGAAUUACCAAAAAGUGUAGUUUCAUUUAUGUAUAUCUAUGGGGGUCUGCCCUGAGACCAUGCUUUCCUCCCCCCACCCUUUAAAAAUAUGUAUUUUUAUCUAGAAUGAUCCUUACUUAAUCUCUGCAUAUUUUAAAAAUGUGCUAGAGACAUAUAUAUGCCAUUACAAAAGUAUUAUGAGGCCUAUGUAUUCUACUGUGUUUACUAUUGCAUUAUCCUGCACAAAGUGAAUGCAUUUUUUAUGCAUUUGUCCCUUCUAAGUAAGGUAUUCUUGUUAGCUAACAUUUUCUCCCUUUUCUUCCCUUUUCUCUAAUAUAAUAUAUUAGAGAGAGAGAGAGAGAUAGAGAGAAACAUCGAUGAGAGAGAAACAUCAUCAAUUAGCUGCCUCCUGCACACCCCCUACUGGGGAUCAAGGCCACAACCCCGGGCAUGUGCCCUGACCAGAAUGGAACUGGUGACCCAGCGAUCUCUUGGUUCCUGGGUUGAUGCUCAACUGUUAAGCCACACCAGACAGGGGCAUGGGGCUUUUCUUCCUUCUUUCCUUCUUUCUCUCUCCUUUUUUUUUUUUUUCUUGAGAAACCACCUGAUCUAUUUUUAGACAUUUCAGAUUCCUAAAAUGUGAAUUGUUGGGUGGUCUGCAAUUUGGCCCUAAAACAAUUCUGACUGGGCUUUCCUGGCCUGUUUUUAUCUGUAACAUAUGAUUUUAUUUCAUAAGAACUUCAUGUAUUUGGACUGUAAUAAACAAUACAGGAUCUAAAUAAUUCUGAAAAAUCGUUUUGAAUACACUUAUCUGUAGUCUUGGUUCCUACCUAUUACUCAUAGCCACUUCUUUCCUGAUUUUUGGCUCUUGUGAAAAGUUGUAGUAGGCUCUUGUUUUCACAACACAAAGAGAAGGGCCAAGUGUCUGCUAGGCAUAGCUUGGAUUGUUUUUCCCAGGAAAAAUUUAGUGAAUAAGAGGCUUAUUACUCUGUCAUGGUCACUGAAUCACUUAAGUAAUCUGGUAGAACUAAAUGAGGGUGGUCACAUGUUUCCCUCUUUAAAUGCAAGUGAAAUGCAUAUAUAUGCAUAUGUUUACAUAUACAUAUAAACAUAUGCAGAUAUAUAUGUACAUAUACAUAUAGCCACAUACAUAUAUACAUAUAUUUGAACUGUGUUCUGACUUCCUUCUAAAUUUUGUUGAUCCCAUAUAAAGACUUCUUUUAAUGAAAAUAAUUAAAUUUUAGUUUAUUCCUCACGGGAAAGAGAAGAAUCCUAAAGAGAAAAAAAUUAAUGUACCUUAUGUGUGAUACUUUUACUUUGUUUUAUUCUAAAUUAUUAUAGUUUUCUGAAACCACUCUGAAUUUAGUUGAAAUUAUCAAUAUUUAUACUUCUAACUUUCAUUUCUGGAUUCCAGCUUGAAUAUAGUAACUUUGAAAAUUUGACUUUUAAACUUGCUUAUUCUAAGGUAAAUAAUACAGUCUAAUCAGAAAUAGCUUUCCCAGAGGUUUUGAAUUUAAUGAUAGUUAUUCUUUUAUUACUUCUAUUGUUCAUACAUACAUACCUCUUUGUUAUUAGUUGUGGCUGAAUUUUUAUUUUUUUUUAUUUUGUGUUUGUCAUUGUUUUUCUCAAUGUUUGACUAACUUUUGGUGUUUAAUAAUUUGGGGCUUAUAAAAUUAAGUUAAAAGUUUUAACUCUGACUAUUUGAACUAAAAAUUAUAUGAGGAAUUAUGUAUGAAAUGUAUUUGUAUUUCUUAAUUGUAAAAGUAAGGGAAAAUAUUGGUAAGCUCUAAUUACCUCUUUGAAGGAAAUUUCUGAAUGAUUGAAAACCAAAUAUCUUUAUUAUCAUUUUCAAUCUUUCUUUUCUGCAAACCACAGAAAACUUCUUAGAAGUAUAGCCCCUGACUGCAGCUUCAGAAUCCUUUUCCAUGUUGUUUCUAACUAUUUGGGUUUCUUUUUUUAAAGUCACUUAAAAAUGUGUCUACUCUGAGAUUCUGGUGUCCAUACUAGAAGUGUAGGUUGAGGUUUUGAUUCAUGUGGAAAAUCUAAUUAGAACUUUUGCUACUCAUCUGACUGUUGGUGAAGGGUUGGUGUUAAUGCAAGUUCAAGAGCAUAAACUCCAAUGAUUCUAAAACUAGAUCCUGACCAUUUUUUGUGACAAUAAAAGGACUUACUUUGAUACAAGUUUGGUUUAAGGGCUUCUGAGGGGAAAUGAUGAGCCCCAUCCACCAUUGACACAACUACUUCCCAGCUCUGAGCAGAAGAGACCGAUGGGAGAUAAGAUUAACUCACAUUUUAUCUGGUCCCCAAGGAUUAUGUUAUGUGUUUUGGCUAUUUUGUUGUUUUGUUUUGUUUAAAAUGGUUAAAUAAUACACAGUUAAGUAUCAGGUUAGCAUCUCUUGGAAAGUGGCCAGUGAAGCAGAAUUCUCUCUAAAUAUCUGAGCUUAGAGAAACGCUUCCAGUUUUCCAAGUUCUUGUAGGCAGUUACUUUCGUGUUUGGGCCAUUGUUCUGCUAGAUCAUCUGCAGGGGGCAGGAAGUGUAAGGGAUGGAGUGAGGGCUGGGAGUGUCUUUCUUGAACUGAAGCUGUUAGAGUAGGCUUAUGGGGGAGAUGCAUUUUCUGGUAUGCUUUUCACUGCAGAUUCUGUACAUCUGUUUGUGGGAGGAGAGCUGCUACUCAGGACAGGAUUUAAGAGACACAUUCCAAGUGACCUUUAAGAAUCUGCAUGGUGGGAGGUCCUUUUCCUGAACUCUGGGUUGGUCCACUGUGGACUCAACCAAGGAAGAUGAUAAAAUAACAUUAAAGAAAGAAUGGUCCCCAGCCUGCAUGUUAAGGAGUGGUUAAGACUGCAACUCAGAUUAAAGUCCUUUGGAAAGAUCUCUAUGGUCUAGCAAACUGCCCGUGGAAACAAUCCUUAAGUUCAUCAGCAGUGCCGCGAGAUGGGCAGUGCAGUGAGGUGGGCAGAGUGCUUGCGUGCGCGCAUUGCUGGCGUUGACUUUUGAGAGCCCCUGUCACAGUUGUGUUUAGUACAGGGGACAAGAAGGGCCUUGUGCUUGGCCUCUGACUGAAACUUGAACCCAAAGGCAAGUCUGGCUAUUUGUCCCAAUGCCUUCAUUUGGGGUGAGGAGGAGCGCUUCCCCCACUAGUAGUCCCUUUCCCCUGUGGAAGCCAGAGGGGCAGCUGAAUGUCUUCAAGGAGCUCUUGUAUUUCUCUGCAUAAUGUAAAGACGUGCUAUUCCAGGAUGACUGACCUGCUCAAUGACACACAUGUUUCAAAUAAAGAUUUUGCAUGAAA
This is a messenger RNA of Eptesicus fuscus (big brown bat), 8505 nucleotides long. RefSeq names its product junctional cadherin 5 associated (gene JCAD). Lineage: Eukaryota; Metazoa; Chordata; Mammalia; Chiroptera; Vespertilionidae. The coding region runs from base 125 to 4147 and encodes 1340 amino acids. Gene Ontology annotation, cellular component: adherens junction; ruffle membrane. Gene Ontology annotation, biological process: positive regulation of blood vessel endothelial cell proliferation involved in sprouting angiogenesis. The transcript has 4 exons. The record is from RefSeq and is a predicted model, not a curated record.